GUUUAGUUUUGUUUUCCUUUUGUUUUUAAUGGUUUUGAGCUUUUGGGAUUGUUUUGAUUAAUGUGUUUGAGUUUUUGUGAUUCUUGGUUUUAUUGUAUUUUCCCUUCCCUUCGAAAAAGAAUCAAGCUUGAUGUUAUUUCUAACUAAAGGUUUAUUUUUCUGUGAUGAGUUUUUCUGGAAACUGGUUUUGAGCUUUUUCUUUUGUUUAAACUGAUGAAUUGUACACCAUUUGAGCGAAUUCCUUGUGUAAUAACUUGAUUUCCAUUAGAACUUCAGAAAUUGGAAUUUAGAUUCAUAUUGAAUGAAAAUGGGAUCCGUUACAUGAUUUCAGAAUCUUGGUCUUAUUAGGAACCCGAAAGCUUUAAUUAAUUGUUGAAAAUGUAGCUUGCGCUAAUUGUUGAAUCCGGUCAGUAAGGAGUGAGCUUGAAGUUCUUUGAGAAGAGUUAGACUACGGGUUAGCUUUUGUUGGGAUUGUUUGAUAUUCUAAUCCGUAUUUGAUAGGUUGAUCAUUGAUGUCAUAAGCCUAUAAAUUUGUUCAUAUUCUGAAGUAGAUGAAAUUUUUUAUCCACCAAGUAAUUAGAGUUCUUUCUGAUAUCUAUGGCAAUGUUUGUUUCCAAAGAUGUGACCUAAUUUAUACUUGGAUUUCCUUUACUUGACAUUAUUUUGAUUGUUAAUUAUGUCUUCAAGUUCGAAUUUUUGGCCGAAUUUCUGGCAUUUAGAGGUUGGAUUGUCUUAGUGAUGUUAUUUUUUAUUGAAUGUGUUGCAUUCUAUUCGUAGUUGCUAGUUUAGAACAAGAUAGAUCGAUCUGAACAUUUAAGCUGAAGUUUUAUAUGGUAUUAGAGUCUUAUUUGUACUUUUACCUCUCCAAUUUCCUUACUAGUGCAGAGAUUACUGCUUUCAGUGACUGUAAUGAAGAAUUUGUGAAGUUAAACACGGAAAUAUUAGUGUUCCUAUUGACAAUGUGUUCUCUCUCCUUGCCUGGGUUCAAACAGAUAGAAAUUCGGGUGCCUUUGGUGAUUUGAAGUGUACACUUAUAUCUGAUGUCACUCAUCUCUCUCUCACACGCCAUGCAAGACACACUCCCUGUCCUCCCCAAAAACAACCCUUUCCCUCCCUUACUUUCCCCCCACCACCAUGAUUUCCCCCUACUUUCUCGCCCCAAAAACCUCCAUUUCCCUACUUUUUCUUCUAGAACAAUCACCCCCACUUCUCUACCUCCCAAACCCAAUCCCAAAUUCCCCCAAAUCCCUUCAACUUCUCCGCCACCACCAAUGCCACCACCAAACUCCCACUCUGACUUCCAAGAGAAAAUGCUUUACCUCGAGUCCAUAGGCCUUGAUUUUUUCUCCCUGAUCCAACACCACCCUCCCAUCAUAUUUGCUUCUCUCCAUGAUCUGAAAUCAACCGUUGAUUUUCUAGCCUCCUUGAGCUUCACUACGCUCGAGCUACGCCGAAUCCUCUCCAUGUGCCCCCAUAUCCUAACCGUGAAACCAACUUCUCUCCUCCCUAUCUUCACUUUCCUUCUCCGCGAAGCGCACGUCAACGGCUCCGACUUAAAGAAAGUUAUCAACAGACGGCCCAGAUUACUCGCAUGCAACGUGGAGACUCAGCUCCGUCCCACCCUAUAUUUCCUACAAAGCAUCGGAAUCUCUGAGGUAAAAAAGCACACUUCCUUACUGACUUGCAGUGUGGAAAAUAAACUGAUCCCUCGAAUCGAUUACUUCCAAAAAAUCGGAUUUUCUCACAGACAAACAAUAUCGAUGUUCUGUAGAUUUCCUCCACUGUUUAAUUACAGUAUUAAGGAAAACUACGAGCUGAAAUUAAAUUAUUUCAUGGUGGAAAUGGGGAGGGAUUUGAGAGAAAUUAGAGAGUUCCCUCAGUAUUUUUCUUUUAGCUUGGAAAGUAGGAUAAAGCCAAGGCACCAAAUUUGUGUUGAAAAAGGGGUUUGUUUUCCUUUGCCUGCUUUGUUAAAGACAAGUGAAGUUGAGUUCCGCAGUAGAUUAGAGGUUUGUUGUAAUUCCACCUUACCAUUGAAGGGGUCUCCUUUAUGGUGUACAAAAGUUUGUGAUAUUUAAUACUAUGAUUCAACGUACAGUGAAAAAAAAAUUGAUUUUUUUA
Gossypium raimondii (Peruvian cotton) is the source of this 2118-nucleotide messenger RNA. RefSeq names its product transcription termination factor MTEF1, chloroplastic. The record is from RefSeq and is a predicted model, not a curated record. NCBI's taxonomy places the organism in Eukaryota, Viridiplantae, Streptophyta, Magnoliopsida, Malvales, Malvaceae. The transcript is spliced from 2 exons. Gene Ontology annotation, molecular function: double-stranded DNA binding. Gene Ontology annotation, biological process: regulation of DNA-templated transcription. Bases 1041 to 2075 code for a protein of 344 amino acids.